GUUUAUGUUUUAAGUCUGCACUUUCCAGGAUCAAUCGAAAGCAAUUUGUAAACAAGCAAGUGUGUGUUUUUAAAAAAUAGCGGCGAUUCAAAAUGAAAUACCGGAAUCUGUGUUUAGUGCUCGUCGCAUUGGCGAUUGAUGGUGUUUUCGCUGACAUGUCGGAUGUGCGGUCCGUAUUUAGUUCGUUUUUUUCGCACGACCAAGUCCAAGCACCGGUUGAAAAUAGUGUCGAUGAAACACCCCAGACUCACCCUCAGGUGGCGGGUUUUCCAGUGACUGAAACUGAGUUUACGAAAAUUCGUAUAGAAUACAUCAAAAACCAAAUUUUAAAAAAACUCAGGCUCAAGGAGAAACCUACCGUGGCGGUUGGAAAGCUUCCUAAACCUGUUAAGGAGUACGAAAAUUUCUUACCGGAUCAAGACAUAAACCUCCAAAGCAGUUACUCAGACGACUUUUACGGGAAAACCACCCAGGCUAUUAUCUUCCCCUAUGAAGACGAGGCGAAAUGUUUGAGAAAAGUCAGGUUUCCCUCUGCCUGCCUUCCUUUUCAAAUGCCGACCGAUAUUCACACUUCGGAUGUUAGUACUGCGGAAUUGUGGUUUCACAAGAAAAGGGACAGUAUGGAUUCCCACAAUCAAACUUUCGUCAUAUCGGAAGUCGCCCACUGGGACAGCAAUAAAAGCUUUCAGAAAACCAAACCCAUUGCCAUUCAAGAAACCAGUAUGACAGAGGGCUGGUUGAAGGUCGACGUUACUUACGUAGUAAAAAACUGGUUGGCGUACCAAGAUUCCCCAACGCACGCCGUCAACGUGGUCUGCAAAACAUGCGGUAUGUCAAAAUCCCAGUCCCCAAUAUCGUUCGCGAGCGAACUAAAGCCUUUCCUGGUUAUCUACACCCACUCUCAGCAAAGGAGGACCCUAACUCACAGGAGGCCGAAACGGUCGACGAACUGCGGUCCUGGCAUCAACGAAUGUUGCAGGGAGAGCCUUUACAUUUCCUUCGCCGACAUCGGCUGGGACGACUGGAUCAUCAAGCCCGAAGGGUACAACGCCUAUUUCUGCAGGGGAUCCUGUAUGACCGCGUCCGCAAUGACCCUCAGUGCUACGCAACAUAACAGCAUAUUACAGAAGGUGAUGUAUGGGCAAAAUAAGCACCGAGGAUCCCGACCGGAGCUGACGCCCUGCUGCGCGGCGACGCAGUUCCAGCCCUUGCAGUUAGUUUACAUGCACAGCAACAAAACUUUGACGACGAAACUUUUGUCUAACAUGAUCGUAGAGGCCUGCGGGUGCAUGUGAAUCGUAUGAAUUACGUAGGCGUGAUAGUUUCUUGGCAGUAUUUUGACUCUAGUGAUAUCCGGAGGUCCGAGAACGUUUCAUUUCUGGACGUUCCGGGUUUAAUUGUUGAUAUAUUGUGAUCCGUUAGGAGCUUCCGUUUUAGCGAAGGGCGCCUGCGGAAGAGAUUGUAAUUUGUAAACGGUGGUAUACCCUUGCAGGAAUUACAUAAGUCCUACAUUAAGUCGUUUACUUUUAGAAUAGCGAAAGUGAAAGAGCGGUAAUUUAUUUUUAUUUUAUGUACGGGUAUGUAAUUUUUGAAAAAUACUUAAAAACUUAGUCAAUUAUUAGGCGAUGAAAUUGUGAGUGAUAUUAGAUUUUAUAGGUAAUGUUCGUAUGUGUGUUUUUAAUUUAUUAUUGUUUGUAUUA
Molecule: messenger RNA, 1700 nt
Organism: Anoplophora glabripennis (Asian longhorned beetle)
Lineage: Eukaryota; Metazoa; Arthropoda; Insecta; Coleoptera; Cerambycidae
Product: growth/differentiation factor 8-like
Exons: 4
Coding region: 93-1295 (400 amino acids)
Biological process (GO): SMAD protein signal transduction; BMP signaling pathway
Cellular component (GO): extracellular region
Molecular function (GO): cytokine activity; growth factor activity
Source: RefSeq, a predicted model, not a curated record